AUGGAAGGGCAGACAACAACUCUGCUCUGGAGAUAUGACAACAAUACAGAACAGGUGAACAUCUCAUACGAGUACAACGCUACAGAUUUGAGUGAAAACUCUGACAAGUACCAGUCUUACAUUAUUGGUCUUUUCCUGUCCUGCCUGUACACCAUCCUCCUUUUUCCAAUUGGAUUUAUCGGUAACAUCUUAAUUCUGGUGGUAAACCUGAACCACAGAGACAAAAUGACCAUCCCCGACCUCUACUUUGUGAAUCUUGCUGUAGCAGAUCUCAUCUUGGUGGCAGAUUCCCUCAUCGAGGUCUUCAAUCUGAAUGAGAAGUAUUACGACUACGCCGUCCUCUGCACCUUCAUGUCGCUUUUCCUGCAGGUCAACAUGUACAGCAGCAUCUUCUUCCUCACGUGGAUGAGCUUUGACCGAUACAUCGCCCUGGCUAGCUCCAUGAGCAGCAGCCCUCUGAGGACUAUGCAGCACGCCAAGCUCAGCUGUGGCCUCAUCUGGAUGGCCUCCAUCUUGGCCACCCUUCUCCCUUUCACCAUUGUACAGACCCAACACAGGGGCGAAGUGCACUUCUGCUUCGCCAAUGUCUUUGAGAUCCAGUGGCUGGAGGUAACCAUUGGCUUUUUGGUGCCUUUCUCCAUUAUCGGUCUGUGUUACUCUCUGAUUGGCCGAAUCCUCAUGAAGUCCCAGAAGCACCGUGGACUGCGACCUCGGCGGCAGAAAGCCCUGCGCAUGAUCGUGGUGGUGGUUCUGGUGUUUUUCAUCUGUUGGCUGCCGGAAAACGUCUUCAUCAGCAUCCAGCUGCUGCAGGGUGCAGCCGACCCAUCACAGAGGACUGAUACCACGCUAUGGCAUGACUAUCCCCUCACAGGCCACAUUGUUAACCUGGCAGCUUUCUCCAACAGCUGCCUCAACCCCAUUAUCUACAGCUUUCUUGGAGAAACCUUCAGGGACAAGCUGCGUCUCUUCAUUAAGCAGAAUGCCAGCUGGUCAGUAGUAAACCGCUUCUGCCGCCACAGCCUUGAUUUACACCUCCCCGUGAGGAGCAAAGUGUCAGAGGUGUGA
Molecule: messenger RNA, 1065 nt
Organism: Cololabis saira (Pacific saury)
Lineage: Eukaryota; Metazoa; Chordata; Actinopteri; Beloniformes; Belonidae
Gene: gper1
Product: G protein-coupled estrogen receptor 1
Exons: 1
Coding region: 1-1065 (354 amino acids)
Biological process (GO): G protein-coupled receptor signaling pathway; cellular response to estradiol stimulus
Cellular component (GO): membrane
Molecular function (GO): nuclear estrogen receptor activity; G protein-coupled receptor activity
Source: RefSeq, a predicted model, not a curated record